This is a messenger RNA of Aspergillus aculeatus ATCC 16872, 396 nucleotides long. RefSeq lists its product as uncharacterized. NCBI's taxonomy places the organism in Eukaryota, Fungi, Ascomycota, Eurotiomycetes, Eurotiales, Aspergillaceae. The transcript is spliced from 3 exons. The coding region runs from base 1 to 396 and encodes 131 amino acids. The record is from RefSeq and is a predicted model, not a curated record.
AUGAAGUGGACCCCUGAGAACAUGAACAUCCUCUGGGAAACCCUCUUCGAAACCCACAACCUAACCAUCGACAUCGACAAGAUGGCCGCCGCCUGGCCCAACGAAGACAAAAAACCUACCGCCCGCGCCAUCAAAGAGCGUCUCGAGAAGUUCCGCCGGAACCUCAAGAACGGCGGGAGCACUAUCACCUUCAGUAUGGGUGGAAAGCGCGCAAAUACGGAGUCGCCUGAGGCGAAUCGGGUGAAGAAGCGGCGGGUUCCGGUCAAGAUGUCUACAGCGGGGAAGGGGGAGACUGGGGAGGAUGAGGGGGGUGUGCAGGGUAGUGAUGAGAUGGGUUUGAGCGUGAAGAAGGAGGAGGGAGAGCUGGGUGGUGUGUUUGGUGGUGAUGUUGUCUAG